Molecule: messenger RNA, 1610 nt
Organism: Ceratina calcarata
Lineage: Eukaryota; Metazoa; Arthropoda; Insecta; Hymenoptera; Apidae
Gene: TrpRS-m
Product: Tryptophanyl-tRNA synthetase, mitochondrial
Exons: 6
Coding region: 451-1584 (377 amino acids)
Biological process (GO): mitochondrial tryptophanyl-tRNA aminoacylation
Cellular component (GO): mitochondrial matrix; mitochondrion
Molecular function (GO): ATP binding; tryptophan-tRNA ligase activity
Source: RefSeq, a predicted model, not a curated record
AAUGUUAUACACGCGUGACCUGCAUCGGUCGAUCGGUCACCAAUUAUUCCAGUAUUGUGCUAUCAGUAGCGCUUGGCGAUCUUGUAUCGUGGGUGAUUGCUAAGAACUAUUCCUACUUCAAUACCCGCUAAUACACCAAAAAAUAAACCCGACUAAGUUUUCAAGCAAUCACUAUCUAAACCGAAAAGUUAAUUCCUCUAAAGUCCUUGGAGUUGACUGUACCAUUCCGUACAUACAUGCAUGCAUUUGUCACACAUACAUACUCCGUACAUAUUAAUGUAUAUGUAAACUAACAGCAACAGCAACUAUAAGUAAACUGCUAUAUAUGUAUUGUAUGUAAUGCAUGUGUAUACAUAUUAUUGUACAUAUUUUCAUGCAAACGAUAUUGCGGCAGUUUCAAAAUAAUAGUUAAAUAUAUGAUUCCACCUGUCUAAUGAACGUUCACGAAAAAUGUUGAGACAUUUAAGAAAUGUUGGUGCUGUUAAAAAAACCGUUUCCAAAUGUAUAAAUGAAUAUAGUCAAAAGACAUUCACAAAUGAUUAUCCAAAAAGGAUAUUUUCGGGGAUUCAACCAUCUGGAGGUCUACAUUUAGGGAACUACCUUGGAGCUGUACAAAAAUGGAUUGAACUACAAAACAAUGGAGAGAAUAUCGUGUGGAGCAUAGUAGAUUUGCAUUCUAUUACUCUACCACAUGAUCCUAAAGAGUUAAAUGACAAUAUAUUAAAAAUGACAGCAACAUUAUUAGCCUGUGGCAUUGAUCCAAAGAAAAGUAUACUAUUUCAACAAUCUACUAUUCCUCUUCAUACACAACUAUGCUGGGUUCUGGGGUGUAUAACAACUUUACCAAGAUUAAGUCGACUGCCUCAGUUUAGAGAAAAAAGUCAAGAAUUAAAAGUUAUCCCCUUGAGCUUGUACAUUUAUCCUGUUCUACAAGCUGCUGAUAUAUUAUUAUAUAAAGCAACACACAUUCCAGUUGGUCAAGAUCAAGUUCAACACAUUCAACUAGCGCAAGAAUUAGCUGUUAAAUUUAAUAAAAGAUAUGGAGACACUUUCCCUGUGCCUCAUUCUUUAGUCAAUGAAGAUGCUAGUCAACGAAUAAAGUCGCUUCGCGAUCCUACGAAGAAGAUGUCAAAGUCUUCCCAGGAUGAAAAGAGCAAGAUAGAAAUAUUAGACGAACCUGAUGUUAUACGGGAAAAAAUAAAAAAAGCAGUCACCGACUGUACGUCGAGAGUAACUUAUGAGCCGGAAACACGACCUGGCGUUUCAAAUUUAGUUAUUAUUCAUUCAAUGCUUACUGGAAAAUCACCAGAUGAAAUAUGCCCUGAAGUAGAAAGUUUAGAUACUGGAAAAUACAAAAUGGUAGUGGCUGAGAUAGUAAUAGAGAAAUUAACUCCACUGCGUGAAGAAUUUUUAAGAUUGAUUAGAGAACCAAUUUAUCUGCAAGAAGUUCUAAAGACUGGCACAGAUAAAGCUAUGGAAAUUGCUAGCGACUGUUGGUAUGAAGUUCAGAGUAAGAUUGGUUUCGAAGGCGACGUUUUCCGUCAAAAUGAAAAACAUGUACAAAAUAUUUCACGAAAACUAUAAUGCAAAAUAAAUAUUUGAAAAUAAAA